Malaclemys terrapin pileata is the source of this 945-nucleotide messenger RNA. RefSeq names its product paraneoplastic antigen Ma1 homolog. The coding region runs from base 1 to 945 and encodes 314 amino acids. Lineage: Eukaryota; Metazoa; Chordata; Testudines; Emydidae. The transcript has a single exon. The record is from RefSeq and is a predicted model, not a curated record.
AUGGAGAGAGGAUUAUUAGAAGACCUGUGCCGAGGGGCACGAAUCCCAGUAACCAAAGCAGUGCUGGUGGCGGGGUUCCCAGAAGAGAUGGAACCAAAUGAAAUUGAGGAGCGCUUAGAUGCAGCUGAAAUACUGGGGAGAGUAAAGGUCCGCACCCAUAUUUACAACCGCAAAGUGAAGGGCAUGGUAGCAUUAUGUACACACUCCAAGGAAACAGACCUUGAUAAAGUGUCCAAAGAGGUGCAAGUAGAAGGUAUUCCUUGGACAAUUCUGGGGGCAGAGCAGUCCCCUCCUAGUGUGCCUGUGUCACUUGAGGUGGAUUUUUUAGUGCAGAAAUUGCAAGCUCUGAUGGUGGAUGAGAAGCGGACAAGAGAAGAAUUAAUUUUGGCAUUAGGAGGGGCUCCAACACCUGCAGCACCCAGCCUGGUGGGAUGGGCCAAAGAGCUGGGAAACACUCUCAAAGAUGCAUUGAGGCCGGUAUAUGAAAGUGCUCCAUACAAGCGGUUACAUUCAUUCUCGGGGGUGUCACCUGUACCCCCAGGGGAGGAGGAUUACGAGACCUGGAGGGAUUUUACGGUGCCACUUGUCCAAGAGUGGGAAUGCUCUGAUGCUGAGAAGUGGAAACGUGUGCUUGAGAGUCUGAGGGGACCUGCCAUGCAAAUUAUCCAAGCCCUGAAAGACUCACAACCAGCUGCCACAGUGCAAGACUAUUUAACCGCUCUUGAGAGUGUCUACGGUACUACUGAUAGCAGUGAAGACCUGUAUUAUCAGUUCCGCCAUACCUAUCAGGAGCCCCACAAACGAUUGUCGGAUUUCAUCAGGAGACUAGAGGAUUUGCUACAGCAGGUAGUGCGGAAGGAGGGCAUCCCCACCAAGAGCAUUGAUUCCGCUAGGUUGGACCAAAUCCUUCGGGGCAUCCAACAAGAUGGGUUGAUGUUGUGGUGA